AUGACAGGCAACAGCCCUCAGGACAGGUAUGGUUGGGGCGCAAUGGAACAGAAAGGGAACUGUCUGCGUAUAUGGGCAAAUGCAAACACACGCACACGCACACACACAUGUGUGUUUAUUUAGCACCAGGCCCACCACUAACACACAACACACAGCUGCUGGAGUCCUACUACCUUAUCAGGGAUCACUGCUGACAGCUACUUUGGACCACCUUUAAAAAUAACGGUUUUGGUGAUCCAGCUUGUGCCCAUGCAACUUGGUCUGGGAGUCACUGUGACUUUAAUGUCCUACAAUACCCUGGAUUGAUGCGAUCUCAGGGGCAUUGUGGGUAAUUUUAAAGGUGCAGACAUCCAGACUGAGCUGCCUGCUCAUCAGAGCAUGGCUGCUGCCUACUAUGGUCACUAGGUAAGUCUUCUACUUACCUAGCAGACUUACCUAGUGACCAUGGUAAACCAAGCACUAGGGCACUUUAACAAAGACCCCCCUAAAACCCGGAACCAGCUUUGCUAGCACUGUACGAAACAGCCCCUUCUUUUCCUACACCUUGAUUUUGAUGUCACAUGACACAUUUCCCCACAUGGAAAUAGGAAGCUGCUUUUAUAUAGAUUCAAGCCAAGGAGCCAUCUAACUCAAUACUGUCGACACUGACUGGCAACAGGUCUCCAGAGUUUCAGGCAAGAGUCUUUUUCAGCCCUGCUUGGACCUGAAUUGAACCCAGGACCUUUUGUCUGACUUAUUGUAUGGGAAACGUAGUGUGAGUGUUUUUUGGAUGACUGGAUAUAUGUUCCGAUGACUGCACUGAUGUCUCUUAAGAGACUUCCUUGUUCUGAGGCAGGAGCAACAACAAACAGAAUCAAUUGGCAGUGGGAAAGCUGUGGCAGUCCCUUUUAGAAAAUGAGCUCUGUCUCUUUGCCUGCUUCUGAAUCUCUUUCUUCCUAGCUUUGUUCACCACGAACUUCUCACUUUCUGACAUAAGGCAACAUGCUUAGUGCUGAGGGCUCCUGGCACGAGCUUAGGAUGAGCCACAGAAAGCAAUUCCAGAGCUUGAACAAAGCCUCUGUGCUCUUUCUUCCUAAAUGGAAGCCACGGCAAUGCUGCUUGCCAGGAGACCAUGCAUAAAAUAAAUCACAUUUUUACACCAUUCCCCUUGCUGUACGUACCUUGCCUCAUUUUAGCCACCACCCAAAACCUCCUUUGCCACAAAUCUAGUACUUUAUCCUCUGCUGAACAUGUGAGCAAUUGUUGUAUGAAUGAUCCUAAGAGACUGGGCAAGUAUUCUCCCACUCAACGCUUCUGUGACUCUCAUAAAAGAUAGCAAAGAAGGACCCCCCCCUCCUGUGUUUCCAUGCUUGGUGCCUGAGUGCUUUGGAAGAUCACAUAUUUACUCAAUUUUUAAAAAAAAUUUGGUCAAGCACACUUACUCAUUCAUUAGCCCAGGCAAACACAUGCUUAAAUUUAUCUUGCCGAAAUCAACAGGACUCUUAACUGUAGCUGCAUCGUACACUCAUUUGUUUAGAGCUACAGAUGGUCCAUCCCAAGUCUCGAGAUGAGAAUUAUUUGUAUACGAGAUGGAUCCAUGUCCCUAACAAGCUCACAUAUGAAGUUUGAAGGACGGGGAGGAAUGAAAUGAGAAUAGUACUGAAGUUACCUCACAGAGUCUGGCGAGAACUAGCAGAGCAAAGGAUCUUGAAAGGAUUUAUAUAGAACCUUCCCUGGCCUUGUGCCUCUGGAUGUUUUGGACUCGACUCCCAUGAUCCCUGACCAUUGGCCAUGGUGUCCAGGGCUGAUGGGAGUUGUAGUCCCAAGCAUCUGGAGGCUGGGAAAGGCUGAUUUAUAUUGUACUCAAGAGAUUCUAAUAAGAAUCUACAAGUUGCCCCUUACUGGCUCUGGGGCUAUAUAUAGCCUGAAGGGCAUGUUUAUAAAAACGGUUGCUCAAUUUCCCACCACUACAGCCUCGAUACCAACAUAUAAACAUCUUGUUGAAAGAUGAAGGUCUUUCAGUAGGCUCUCAAAAUCAACAGAGAUGGCACCUUUUUAACAUGCAAGUAGAGGAGGUUCCAAGGGGUAGGUGCUGCAACCCUAAGAACCCUAGAUUGUGUGGAAUGAACCUCCUGUUGUGAUGUAAUCUGCAGCAAGCACUCAACUGCAGAGUGCAACUGUUUUGUGUUGGCGUCAACCCAGAUCAGCCUAUUGGUUUCCUUUGGUUACUAGCGUUCCGGCACGGGAUAGUGGGACUCUCCAGGUGAGGAAGGAGCAAGAUGUGACUGCCCUGCUGGUUGCUGCAACAGCAUAGCUUACUCUCUAGCUCAAUCAGUACUUAAUUUCAGGGUCUUGGGUUCAAGCCCUACGUUGGGCAAAAGGGAUUUGGACUGAAAUGAACCUCAUGGUGCCUUUCAAUUCUACAGUUCUAUGAUUAUUUAUUUAUUUAUUUAUUUAUUUUCUGCCCCAAGGGUAGCAUUUUAUUUAUUUAGUAGAAAAUUAAUUUAUUUUAUUUACUCCAAGGGUUCUCAGCCUCCCCCUUUUAUCCUUGCAACAUCCCUGUGAGAUGGGUUAGAUUGAGAAAUGGUGGGCUUCGUGGCUGAGUCACAAUUUGAAUCCAGGUCCAACAAUCUCUUAGUCGUUGCACCACACUGGCUCUCUGGCAUGUUUAGCACCUUUUGCACUUACAGCGUUUCUAACCUUUAUUUAAUCCUCGAGCGGUAUGCAACAGUUUGAAUGGCAAUAUAGAAAUGUCUUAAAUGGCUAGGCUGUCCCUUGUCCAGGAGCUCCCAUUUAGUCCUCAUUGGUUGUUCUUGUUUCUUGCAGGUAUAAGGCUGUCUGGCUGAUCUUUUUCAUUCUUGGCCUUGGGACGCUUUUGCCAUGGAAUUUUUUCAUGACUGCUUCGGGGGUAAGUUCAAGGGAGGUGGGAGCCACUUGUGUAUAUAUAGUUGAUGUGUUUGGUACUAUAUGCCUUCACCAGGGCUGGCCUAGAUCAGGGAUUCCCAAGCUGUGUGUCAGGGUUAGUGUGAUGCUAGAGGGACUGAAAUGCACCUUGAGGAAUCAGAUUGUUUCUUGGAUGCAUCCACCACAGCACAUUGCUCCACAAGACAAGAUUAAGAGGCAUGGUGGCUCUGUGUUAGUCCGUGUCCAAGACACUGUAGUCAUUUUUACUUCAGUGGGACUUCAUUACAUCCACUUCCUGUGGCUUGCACCCAUACAUAAAAGGUAAAGGGACCCCUGACCAUUCGGUCUAGUCGUGGCCGACUCUGGGGUUGCAGCGCUCAUCUUGCUUUAUUGGCCAAGGGAGCUUCUGGGUCAUGUGGCCAGCAUGACUAAGCCACUUCUGGCGAACCAGAGCAGCGCACGGAAACGCUGUUUACUUUCCCGCCGGAGCGGUACCUAUUUAUCUACUUGCACUUUGACGUGCUUUCAAACUGCUAGGUUGGCAGGAGCUGGGACCGAGCAACGGGAGCUCACUCCGUCGCGAGGAUUCGAACCGCCGACCUUCUGAUCGGCAAGCCCUGGGCUCUGUGGUUUAACCCACAGCGCCACCCACAUCCCAUACAUAGGAGGUGCCUUUUGAUGAGGAUUGCUUGAUGAAUAUGAGCAGCGAUAUGGGCAACUGUUCUGCCCAAACCCCUUCUAUCCCAGGGGUAGCACCCAAGGCGAGCCAGCCUGGACCUUCCUAUUGGAAAGGUGUUUUAUCUUUCCAAGAUGAAUCUCUUCAAGGCAUUUAUGAGGAUCCAGCCCCCGCAAAAAAACACGCAAAACAGCUCUUUGUUUUGCCGCCAUAAACAUGGCUUAGCAUGAUUUAGAGUUGAUUAUUUUAACAGGCGACAGAAAGCCCUGCUCAAUGAAGAACUUAGCAAUUACUUAGCAGGGAAGCUUCUUUUCUUCAUGCUCUCCUCUGUCCCCUCUCUGCAGUACUUUACUAGCCGCCUGAAGGAGGAUACUUACAACAAUGUGUCCUCCAUUGAUCUCCAUAUGAACAUGAAUGACACAGAGACUAAGAAACCUCCUGACACACACUUGCAGUCCAUAUUCAACAGUGUGAUGACACUCUGCGCCAUGUUGCCUCUACUCAUCUUUACCUGCCUCAACUCCUUCAUCCACCAGAGGUGAGAUCUUUGUAGUUUUCUUCCUCAAAGGAAGUCCCACACUUCCUGCUUCGUCCCUCUUCUCCUUUUGGCCCAACAGUUGCGUCGAGGGCAAGACAGCCUUGCCAUUUCCAGCGGAAAGGAGCCUCUUUUUGAUAGAGUUAUAUUCAUGGUGGAUCAUGUCCUUCUUCUGCAUCUUUGUUGGGCUUUUUAGUUUUCGACAAUGAUGUCGAUAUUACAUUAAUCAUGUAAUAUGGCUUAUGCUGUAACUGUGAUGCUCUAUUGUGUCAUUGUUAUUUAUUGUUUGUAAGCUCUUUUGGAUUCAUUUGAAUGCAUAUCAAACAAUCAGUCAAUUUUCUCUCACUCCCUCUGUCAAUGUCAACUUGUUAGGAUCCCUCAGCAAGUUCGGAUCCUAUGCAGCCUGGUGGCUAUCCUGUUGGUCUUCCUAGUAACAGCCAUCAUAGUCAAGAUCUCCAUGGACCCUUUGUCGUUCUUCACUAUCACCAUUGUCAAGAUAGUCUUCAUCAAUUGUAAGUGUGGGUCACUUGUAGACUGGCCUUGAUAUUGACAGAAUGGAAUAUAGACAUUUCUCACAUGCAACCCUUCACCAACGGAGAGAGAGAGAGAUUGAGAGAGAGAGAGCUUGUCUGAAUGCAGGAAGGCAAAUCCUGAUUGCCUUUGGAGGAAUGGGAAUGUCAGAAUUCACAGCUAUGACUCUCAUAGCAGAAGAUAUUGUAGGGACUUGGGUAAGGGAUUAUUUAUUUAUUUACAAAAUUUUAUAAAAUAGAUAGAUAGAUAGAUAGAUAGACAGACAGACAGACAGACAGACAGAGGUACUUGGUGUUGAAGUGAGAAAGUAGCUUCUUCAUCUCUGUAAAACCUGCAUAUGGAAACUUAAGGUUGUCUAGGUAUUGUUGGUCUUAUGGCUUCCAUCACUCCUGGCAAUUGGCAGUGGAGGCUGUAGAAGGUGUAGUCCUUCCUCAGCAAGGCUGAGUGCGGCAUGUUUACCCUUGAGAGUGCAUAUUCAGGCUGCCUCCUGCUCCUCAGCACUGGGUGGUGUCACAAGAUCGCCUCUGCACCAGACCUCUCUGCCACUCACCUCUCUGCCUUUUCUCCCUACAGCCUUUGGUGCCAUUCUCCAGGGCAGCCUCUUUGGACUGGCAGGACUCUUGCCUGCCAGUUACACAGCGCCUAUUAUGAGCGGGCAGGGCCUUGCAGGGACAUUUGCAGCUCUGGCCAUGAUCUGCGCUCUCGCCAGUGAGUAUUGCUAUACAACCACCCAUCUCCUUUCAGCAUAACAGCCUGGACUACUUGGGUGGAUGAAAUCUCAGAUCAGAAGAAGCUCUUAGUGUACGUUCUUUUUUUUUUUUAAUAUAAUUUUUAUUAACAAACCAAUCAAAUCACAUUAAUUCCAAAUUACAGAGCCAAAUUUGUAAAUUUUUGUUGGGGGUACCCAUGCUUUGAGCUCAGAAAGGGAUCCAUUCAUCUCUGUUGCUGCUGCUUUAAUAUUCACAGUUCUGUCCAAAUAGUAUUCACAGUUCUAUCCAAUCUUCUCUUUAUUGUUUUCCUCAUCUUCUUGUUGUUAUCAUAUAUUCCUUUCUUUGUGACCUCUGAUAGUCUCCACAAGCGGGUUAAAAACAAACGUUGUUAUAGUCCUGUGUGGAUUUUUCAUUCCUCCAAGAGCCAUAUUCAAAUAGACAGACGCCAUUUCAACACUUCCGUACAAAACAUUCUUAAAGUCUGCCCAUUAAUCCUCGCAAGCCUGUCACUCUCUCCUCGAUCUUCUCAGGGGGUUCUGCCAGGUCAAACUCAUAGUCCAAUCUGAUAACAAAACCAUGGUCUCCUCCCCCUCGAUCGUAAAUCCUGCAACAAGGCCUGCUUCCUGGCGAGUCUCUUUUUAUAACUGCGUCAUUCCAAAGGCCUUUCAUUCCUUUCCAGAUAUUCCACAAACCAUGUCUUUGAUUAGUAAUUUAUUUCCGCACAGUUCUUAAUCACCCCGCUUAUAAUCAGUUGUUGCAACGAUUCUUCUUGGGGGGGGAUUGUUAGGUAAUGACAUAAAAAAAAAUAAAAGCCCCCCCCAUUCCGUCCCGUUCUGACAUACCGACCCUUUGAUGUGUCUUCUUCUUGAUAUAUUUUCCUGUUGAAUCCAGCCCGUCGCUCGACUUCACAGAGGUCACCUCACAUAGCAGUCUCAACUGCCGUUCUUCACUCGAAACAUGAGCAUUUGCUGCUCUCUAAUUGUUUAUUUUGAGCUGCUGCAACCAGGCGCGCUAUCAGAGACAGCGUCUGGGAGAGCCGAAAACCCACACAAGGGCUGUGCACCUAGUGCCCUCACCCCCUGCAUCUUUCGAACUCGGGGGUGAUUUAUCGGCAACCGCAGGCGAAGGCAGUGUUUCCCCAUUCCCUGGGGUAACAAGGGAGGCUGCAUACUCCCAUAUCAGCCUCUUAAUUUCCUCGUGUGAGCCGGAGAGAUGGUAUUGUCGGCCAUCUUCCAAUGCGCCCCUAGCGGGCCCCCCCUUAGUGUACGUUCUUGAAAGGGCCUUCUCUCCACUGGGGUCUAGCUUCUGUGGUCCCUAAUCUUCAUGUCCCUUCCCAGUCACAAACUGCAAGGCUUGUCCUUCGCAAAUGCCUGUGAAGGACAAACCUUGAGGUUUUGGUAUCUUCAAAAUCCUUGGCUCUGCGGUCAUUAUCACUGGUGACCUCCAUUGUGUGCGUUGGUUUGUGACUGGACCUCCAUGCAAAGGGUUGCAAUAGAUGACUCCCUGGUUUGAAGCAGGAAUCCCAAGGUUCCUAGAAACAUAAUUUUCAGGUGGCUGCCUCUGCUUUACCCUCAGGUGGGCGGGAAAGUUUCCCCAGUCACCGUUUAUUUCCAAAUCUUUCAGGUGGCUCUAAACUGGAAGACAGUGCCUUUGGUUACUUCAUCACCGCCUGUGUCGUGAUCCUAAUGGCCAUUGGCGCCUAUAUUAUGUUGCCUCGUCUGGUAAGGAUUCUCUUUUCUCUGAAAUAGUGGGCAAGUGGGCAGUUCCUUGUAUUCCUGGCCAAUGGGCACCAUUUUGCAGGGAGGUGGGAGCAGGCUCUGUGUCCCAUUCUCAACAAUAGGUCUGUGGAGCCACAAGGAGUCUCAGUUUUUUGCUUCAGAAGAGUUCCCAAGAUCACCCAAGAACACCCUCUCACCAGAUGUCAAAGAGAAAAACAACUACCAGACUUUUAGAAGACAUCUGAAGGCAGCCCUGUUUAGGGAAGCUUUUAAUGUUUAAUAGGUUAUUGUAUUUUAAUAUUCUGUUGGAAGCCACCCAGAGUGGCUGGGGAAACCCAGCCAGAUAGGUGGGGUAUAAAUAAAUUGUUAUUAUUAUUAUUAUUAUUAUUAUUAUUAUUAUUAUUAUUAUCUUUCCCUUUGCCACCACUAUGUUAUAGUUGUUUUUACAUUCCACACCAACACAUGUUCUAUGCUACGCCCUGGUUUUCUCAACAGGACUUCUUCCGCUACUACUCCAUGAAGGAUAAGACAGAAUAUCGGACCCAUGAGGCCUACUCUGAGGUGGAAACCAAGAUGGACCUCAUCAAGAAAGGUAAAAGAAGGAAGAGAUGAUGGGCUGGGAAGUAUGCUUCCAAUUCAGUUAUGGGGGUGGGGGUCCCCACCAGCACUUAGUAACAGUCAAAAUAUGCUUUAGUACAGGGCUGAGGAAUCUGUUGUUGGGCUGCAACAGAAUGGCCAAUGGUCAGGGACAAUGGCAGAUUUUAUCCAACAUCUGGAAAGCCACAUAUUCCUCAUCCCUAUUACAGAAUAUAUGCAGCAAAUGAUAACUCCUCUAACACACCAGUGGCCCGCUUUAUUUGGGCAAUUCCCCAAGGUAACAUUAGGAGUACCUUUUGCCAUCUAUGGCAGGUCUGCCAACUAUAUGGCCACCAUGGUGCAGGAAUAGCCUGGCUACAAUGAUUCAUGCACUGUAACCGCAAGACGCUGUUAUUGCUAUGCGCUCGGUGUGGGGCUACCCUCGCACAUCGCCUGGCGCAAAAUGCUGUGGCUGCAUCGCUGAGAGGGAGAGGCUACUGCCAGCCCAUAACUCAUUGCAGUGGCUGCCCAUAUGUUGCAGGACCAGGUUCAAGGUUCUUGUGUUAAUUUACCAUAACAACUCAGCUCCAGGAUAUCAUAAGGGGCCAUCUGAUCUUUUAUAUCCUGGCUCAAACACUGAAAUCUUGAGUGGAGCCCCUGUUGGUGGUUUCCCAUAGCUCAAAUGCACCCCUCGUGCAUUAGGACCCACAACACUGGAUGCAUAGCUUCUAUCUAUGGAACUCCACACACACACACACACACACACACAGAGAGAGAGAGAGAGAGAGAGAGAUUGAGAGAGAGAGAUUAGACCUCCUUGUUGAACUUCAGGCACAUGGCAGAGCCUUUCUUACUACAGAAGGAAUUGUAGGGGAGUGUUUUGGAUUUAUGACACAUUUUUACUUUUUUAUUCUCCGCAUGGUUAUUCUCCGUAUGAUUUAUCUGCAUAAAUAAAUAAAUUACAUAAGCCACGGAACCCUUAUGCUCAACUUGUAUCCUAUUCCCUGUUUUGGAACGAUGGUCUUCAUUGAUGUGCACUGUUAUAAUCUCCCCUCUUCUACCAACCAACCCAGCAUUUCUCGCUUGUAAACAUUUGAAUAUCCCUAGCACGGGGAGUGGGGAAAUUUGUGGCCCUCCAGAUGUUGCUGGACUCCAGCUCCCGUGAUUCCUGGGAAGCAUGGUCAAUGGUUGGGAUGAUGAGAGUUUUAGUACAGUGUCGUCUAGAGAGCCACAGGGUCCCUACCCCAGAUCUGUUAGUGCUAUGUUAGGAUUUUCUUUAUUAUUGUUUUAACUUUUGUGGGCCAGUUAUUAACAACCUCCUAUGAAAACUCAUAAUAAAAACAAAUUUAAAGGAAGUUUGAAGGUCCAGCAAAUACUCAGGCAUAGUGUACUUUAUCAGAAAUUAUCAUAAUUUUAAAAAGUGUGAGAAAUCAUUCUAAACAUUGUCUUUUUCUGCAGAUGACCUCAAUGGUGUGGAACCUCCACAUGCUGCAAAUGGGGCCUCCCGUGAACCAGACCACAACCCUUCAGUACUGAGCAUUUUCAAAAAGGUAUUGGAACUUCGAAUGGGCCUUGGAAUAGUUGGCUCUUCCGAGGUUAGGCCUUGGAAUGGGCCUGUCCCACAUCCAUGUUUCUGGGGUUUUCUUGCCCUGAAUUUGUCUUCAUGUAUACCUAUUCCAUUUUCUUCACCAGAUCUGGGUCAUGGCCGCUUGUAUCUGCUUUGUCUUUACUGUCACUAUUGGGGUCUUCCCAGUUGUCACUGUUGAAGUAACACCAACCAUUGCGGGAAAGACACUUUGGGGUAAGUGAAAGUGCACUCCAUUGGAAGUGGCUGGGAUCAGGACUAUUGAUGGCCAAACCCUGGGAGAUUUUGGCAGACUAAAAAUACAUGAAUAGCCCACCCUUCAUUUGUGGGGCUCAGAACUCCUUACAUGGGGACUCCUAGGCAGCCUUUUAUCCAGGAACUAACCUGGCUGGUGCCUGCUUAGCUUGAAUAAAGUUACACCACCAUCAUACCAACAUCAGCUGUAACCCCAUAAAGCAGCCUUCCCCAACCUUGUUCUCUCCAGAUGUUUUGGACUACAACUCCCAUCAUACCCAUCCAGCAUGGCUAGGGCUGAUGGAAGUUGUAGUCCAAAACUUGUGAAGUGCAUUAAGUUUGAGAAGGCCGCCAUCAACUGUGGGUAAGAGCAGGAGGGCAUUAAGUGUGGACUGGGCAGGUUUAGCCUGGAGAGCUGAAAGACUUUGAAGGGAGGAUUAUCUGUUGGAAGAAGAAUAUUUGAUCAACACUGACUAGGGUGGAAAUGGGUCUGAAAAUUAAAUGCAUCCUUCCUGUUCUAAGUUUCUACAUCCUGCUUGGACAAAACAUGCACGUUUUCUUAUUUCUUCUCACCAUACCUCUCUGCAUUUACACCAUGCAUUCAUGAUACAACAGACUCUGUACAAUUAUCGGCGACAUUAUUUGUUGGGAAAGGAAUAGCAGAGGGCUGUGACAAUCCAUGCAUAUUAUAUAGAUAAGUUCUCAUGAGCAGUGAGCAUGAAAAGUAUGCUAAAGAAGGGAGUAUGAUUUCACAGUGGAGAACAGAGAAGAUUUCAGAGGGUGUCUUAUCGGGGUAGGAGGAAACCUUUUGCUGCUUUGAUAAGACAGAACAGUAUCGAAAGGGAAAGAAUGAAGGAAAUUUCCACAACCACCAAGUCCUGCAUGUGGGAUGCUCUUCCCCCAGUCCUUAACCUACUAUUUUGGGAGGGGUUGUGGUUUUUUUGCAUGUAUCUCAAAGAGCUGAGUUUUCUUCACCAGUUUGACACCACUCACUAGUGUUCCCAUAGUGACUGGGUACAGGAACAGACUGAUCCAUGGCUGCAGGGCUCAUUUCAUCAGCAGCAUGUUCCAUGUUCAAAGAAGGCGGAAGUGUGUGGCUUACAUGCACCUCAAGCAUUCUGUACCAUUUGCCUGGGCCUAGCCCUGGGGCUUGCUGUCGCUCUGUUUGAAUAUAGCAGGGGACUGAGGUCCUGGAACUGAUUCCUCCUCUCCACUUCUUUCUCUCCUCAGCUGAUUACUUUAUCGCAGUCUGUUGUUUCCUGACGUUUAAUGUCUUUGACUGGGCAGGUCGGAGCCUUACAGCUGUCUGCAUGUGGGUGAGUAUCCACUAGAAAGGCCAUUGGUAUUGGCUUAACCAGACAGAGCCUACCCUUCCUAAAGCUCAUUAAACAAGUUAGCACAACAGCCAGUAAUGUUUCUGAAUACCAGUUGCUAGAAACCACAGGAGGGAAGGGAGCUCUUGUGCUUGAAUCCUGCUUGCGGGUUUCCCGUAGGGAUCUGCUGGCCACUGAGAGAACAGGAUGCUGGCCUGAUCCAACUGGCUCUUCUUCUGUUUUUAUCAAGAAAAGGCAUGUUCAUGUGAAGUCGAGCUGGGAUGGGUAGAAAGUUGAUUGGGAUCUAUACUUGUUGAUUUUGUGGGAGAUUGGAUGGGCAAAGAUUUCUGGCUUGCAAUUGUUGAACAAUGGCAAACAACAAAACUACCUUUUGCAAGUAUAUUUAAGCUGCCGAAAUGAGCGAACCAGGAAUGGGCUUUUAGGUGAAAGGACUGUGUGCUCAGUUCAGUUCCAGUACUGAAAAACUAAAUUCCUAAAGUGUGCUUUGAGGCACCCUGUUCUCUUAAUUUUAACUGCGUCUUUUGCACUUGGCUCUUGAGUCUGUGGGGUUCUAGUGAAAACACAAAUUAGAUCUGAGAGGGCCUGAAUUCUACAGACCCCUGAAGCAGGGGGCUGAAAAAGGAUGUCCAUAUACUGGACCCAGUUGAAUACCGAGACUUAAAAACAGCCAUUUCCCCCCUACUUUAUAUUUCAUUUUUUGGGUCAGGCUCCAUUGGCUUUUUAGAAACUUCCUGUCUUUCCAUCUGAGAUAUGCGGGUAUUAUUUCUUCCAUUUUUUAUUUUUUUUGCCUCCGAAUGAGGGCAGAUGGAUUCACAGUUUUGUAUAGAGUAGUAGAGAAUAGUUAGAGCUGAAAAUAUGUAUCUGUAGAGAGAAUGUGCCACAAAUGGAGCUGAAGGAAUAGCCCUCACAGCACACUUUCUCUUGCUUCUUGAAGUUGUGGUUCAUAUUAAGAUGCCCCCUGACUGGAUUGAGCAUAGUCAGUUUCACCUCAUGGCCCUCUGCGGAACAUGCAACAUAUUGGCCUGGCAUCAAGGGUUGACAUGGGUUGGGCAUCUGCCAAGGGGUCACUGCCCAGAGUCUCACUGGAUCCUUUGCCACUCUCCAUCAUUACAACCAGCUUUAUUGUUCAGCUAUGUCUCGCUCUGGCCCUGUAGUUCUUAUGGUUUAAGGUUAAGGAGAGGCAAGUUGAGCUGAGCUGCCUGACCGUCGUAGACCAGGAGAUGCCAGGCAGUGACAGAGGGGUGAGUCAGUGUGUGUUGUGUAAGCUUUAAGGUACCACAGAAGGCCACAGUUGCUGUGGAGAGGAAUAAAGUGUCUGGGAAUAGUGAAGGAAGGGGAAAGGGGUGUAAAGGAAGAGACUUCAAAAACAGGAGGGAAAGUGGGAGGCAAAGCUGAUGCUUGGCUAACCAGAGACAUGAGCAACCGUGGAAAGAAUAAGAAGUGCAGAGGUGGGGAGGGAAGAGUCAAAGACAGCUCAUGGUUUUGCUUGGCACAUGAAAGAGGCACACCUCUGUGUCCCCCGCCCCCAUGGAGAAAAACACCUCACCGAUUGCAGACUCUAGUAAACAAGCCCACGCUUGCAGUCUCUCAAUGAGCAGGCUGUCUGGUACAGCACAGAGGCGGCGUGCUGGGGGCCAGUCAACAGAGAAAGGGCUCUGGCAGCCCAGCCCAAGAUCUGUGGAUGGAGGGUUGUGAGAAGCAGGUUUCCUCUUGGGCCCCUCUGCCAGAUGAGCACCUGCACUACAGCUCACCACUUUGGCCUAGGCCCCCGCAGUUCAGAUAAAUAUAUUGGUGCACACCAAUAAGAGACCCCAUCCUGGUCUAAGUCAAUAGACCUCUGUGGGAAGUCCGAGCCCAACUUCACCUUUUGCUUCUCUCUGUUGGCUGCUCUCCCGUUUGCCCAUGCAAAGAGAUGGAUGUACAAAUAAUGCUUGCAAAACAGCAGUGUGGGAAGUCUGAUGCCACAGACUGCCUCUUUGUAUGUGGUUUGAGCCUCAUGAUCCACCCAGGCCCCUCAUUUCCUCUGGCAGAUCCAUUUUCCUCCUGCCUCCUCUUUUGGCAGAACUAAUAGUUGUGUUCGUUCACCACAGCAUGGUCAACACCGAGGUGGAUGGAGGGCUGCUCGCCCCACUGUUAUUGAAGUGCCUAGAUAUAGGCCCAUCCAGCUUCUCAUGUUUUGAUAAGGGACCAGUGCCAAUUUGGCAAACCGGGACUAGUUAAACCCCCAGGAAGUCUAAUUCUGGUCUUUAUAAUGUCAUGACCCAUUUGGUGGAAAGUUCUCCAGUAAAUCAGGACUAAGAAUUUGAUCUCUGCUACAGUAUAUAAUUCUGCCUUUGUGGGUGAUUCUCCCCCCCCUCCCCAUUUUUGGAAAAGUUGGGACAUUCUGUUGAGGUCUUAAGGAAAGCUGUACUGAAUCAAGACCCCUUAGCAGUUGUGCACGCUAAGCCAUUUUGUCAACCUAGGCAGUAUUUUCUGGCUCUUAUUAGUAUUGUACAUGGAAAAAUAAUGGAAAUAGUUCAUAAGAACUCUCUCUCUGUCUCUCUCUCUCUCUCUCUAUAUAUAGCUAUGUGUGUAACAGUUCAACAACAUUUUGGGUGACUGCCAGUAGCUCUGUGUGUGUGAAGCUUUCUUGAGGAUUAUGCAGUCUUACAGCUAGCUGUAUCCAUUUAAUGUGGGGAUUAGGCAGGGGAAGGGAGAGAGAAAUGAUGGCAAAAGAAGGCAAUUUGAAGGUCCUCUAGCAGUCCUGAGCUAUGGAGAACCCAGUUUAAAGUACUGUCCUGAACUCUUAUCUGUAUAACAAGAAGAAGGGAAUUAAAGGAUCACCUGACCUGUUUCAAUCAGGAGUCAUGCUUAUAGCUAUGAGGCAAAUUACAGGCCUCAUGUUGUCAUUGGAAGCCGCCUUAUAUGGAAUCAGACCAUCUAGCUCAGUGUGGCCUACUCUGACAGGCUUUGGGUAGGGGUUUUACACAGUGCUGGUACUAGGAUUUUAAGCACACGGUUUUCCUGCUUUGCAGCUGAGCUAUCGCCUUUCCCCAAAGGCUCAGUCAAGAGAGCUAGGCUGCAAAACAUCUCGAGUUUAGAUUGUGGAUAUGCUGUUGUCAGCCAAUACUAAGGACGUUCUCUUGGGAGGCUUUUGAACUAGCUGACCUUUGUGCAUGGGGUAAGGAUCUAGAAAGUAUUUUGGAGACUAAUGUGAGCAUUGCAAUAUGCAGGCACUUAUCGAGGUUUUGCCAGGUCCCCUUGCCAAAGCUCAGGGAAGGGUGAGCUGUUCCAUAGUGUGAGUGGCUUUUCCAGCUGCUUUCUUUGCCACGUAUUGCAUCUGUGGAAUUAUUGUGCAGCACUUUGCCAUUGCCAGCGACCCAAGCAAUCCAGGGCAGAAGCGUCCAGCGGCUCUUUCGAUCAUUUUCCUUUGCUCUCCUUUUGCUUGGGCACAGAGGAGUGUGUCUGUGGAGCUCUGCACAAGUUCUCCCACUUUGGUGGGAGGAAGUGCCCAAUGAGAGGGGAAAGUGGGAAAACCCUCAACUUCCAGAUGUCCUUUGUGACCUCUGUGGAGUCACUUCUCCCCAUGAUUUGGCCGACAGACUGCAACUACACAGCCUAAGGAUGCGUGUGAGGAACAGACUGUUCUCUCUGGUGUGUAAUUUCAGUGGGAAGAUAACAGCAGUUCACAAAACAGAACCCACAAGGGUAUGUUGGUAGGCUAGACUGAACAUACAUGAGAUUUGCUGAGCAAAUCUGUACCCUCAUGGAAACGAAUAGACCAAAGGCUCCAUGGGGCAGGGACUCAUUUUGUAUGUAUGGGUUGUUGUUUUCCUGAUGGUUUCUUCUGGCUCAGGCACGACUUUGUUCUCUUUUCCCUUAGGAUCUUAUUGUUUUUCUUAACUCCAUUUAUUAUAAUCAUUUCCCACAAAAUAGCUCCUUACUGAUGUUUGCAAUAAAAACAAUUGCGCAAUUUCAUAUAUUAAAAAAAAUUGUAACAAGAACGCUUUUAUAUGUAAAAACAGUUUCAAAUCUAGUACAGGUACAAACUAGGAUAAAGAUGUUCAAAAUAAGAAAUAGUUUUGUCAGUUGCUUUGGUCAACUAAAUCACGACUAAACAAGUGCUGUUUUAAAUACAGAAUAAUAUUGGGAGCCCACCUCCCCAUUUAACAAUUGCAGAAUUAAGAGCGCAGAGCUGCAGUUUGUACUGUUGUAUAUUCUCAGUCAGCCCAGAGAACAAUAUGUCUUCCAGUGAGCAGGGAAAAAUGAGCAGGGAAGAAUGAGCAGGGAGAUUCUAUAGCAUGGAGCCAACGAGAUGUGACAUAUAAUGUGUUUGAUGUUAAAUGUAAUAUGCAUACUCUGAAAUAUACCUAGCUAUCUGCUGAUGCAUCUGAUAAAUACCAGGAUUUCAAUAGAAAGGAAGGGGAGUUUAGCCCUUACAACCCAGUUGUAAUCCUGACCAAAAUUGCUCCUCUGAAGCUACUUGCAUUGGGAGGAAAUACCAGCAGCUUACUGCUGUCAGGGACUGGACUGAAGGGGGAUGAGCUUGAUGAGGAAUGGUGGAGAUCUCUCCCCCCCCCUUCCUGAAGCUUCCAUAGAAGAGGAAGGCAGUAUUGAAUUACAGCAGUGGUUUGAGGAAGGUCACAGCUCAGAGACAGGUGAACAGAAGAGUUGGGAGAAGAGAAGGAGGAGACAGAGACAGAGCAGCCAGGUGACACGUUAUCACUGGAGAGUAUUUCUGACCCUGCUUCUCCCAGAAUUUGGCAUUCAUUGAGAGUGCAAGAGCAAUUAGCCCCUGGCGGCCACCAUAAGGGAAAGGGCUGUUGCUAGGGAGAGGGGAGGAGAUCAGUUGGAGCAACGCCAUUAACGGGAUACAGACUGCAUUCCUUUGUCUCCCGCCUUGGUGAUUGAAUAAACUCAUUAGUAAGAACUCUUCCUUGUUUUCUCUGCUUCUUGCUGCCACCGGGGGAGGGAUAGAAUUCCCUGAAGCCUGACAACUACUAAUUGUCUUCUCCUCCAUUUCAUACAGCCUGGGAAGGACAGCCGCCUACUGCCCAUCAUGGUGGUUGCCCGUGUGGUCUUCAUCCCCCUCUUCAUGCUGUGUAAUGUGGAACCACGCAGACACCUGCCUGUCCUCUUUGCCCAUGAUGCCUGGUACAUUGUCUUCAUGUUCUUCUUCUCCAUCUCCAAUGGCUACCUGGCCAGUCUCUGCAUGUGCUUUGGACCCAAGUGAGUAAUCGUCUGAGUGGAAGGCAGGCCUGAGCAAAAAGGCCAAACUUGAACUCUGCUUCUCCUGCUGUAUGGGAACUGGCAUGGAGUUUGCCUGCAGGGCUAUCAUUGCAGCCCAAAUUGCACUUGCAGCCCAAAUUGCAAAUUGACUACUAGUCGUCUACCACAGAGGUUUUCAACCUUUUCAAGCCCACAGCUCCCUUGACCAGCUACAUUUUUUCUGCAGCACCCCUAUGGGGCUCAGGAGCCCUGUUGUAUCACCCCUUGCCUGCAGAGCUGGCAACCCCUCACCCCUUUUUGAAUACCCUCCCUUGUGGAGUGUUCCUUCAGCCUUCUCUCCUUGGGAGUCCUCUGCUCUCUGAGCUGCACCCCCUGCCCCAAAUAGAGGUGCUCCUCACACCGCCCCUCAAGGGCCUGGGAAGAGGAUGCCCCCAGCCUUAGCAACCUGACGGAGACUGGCCAGAGGUGAAUGUGAGGCCAGCACCUUACUCACCUUAGCAGCCAGCAGUGGGCACUGCUGGGCUUGCAUGGCAGAAAGGCUCCCGCCUUCAGCAUCAGACACACUCAGCUCCCAAGCAGGUCUUGCACACUGCCUGCUUGGCCUCCUACCAGUCUGUCCAUUCCCAACAGCAAGGGCUGGUGGACUGGCUGGCUGGGCUUCCUCACCUGCUUGCUUGCUUCCUCCUUCCGCCUCUGGAGCUUGUAGCCAGGGCUGCUGCAACAAACAGCUGUGCAAGCCUUUGGGAGGCAGAGAUGCGAGAGGAAAAGAGGGACAGAGGCCUGUGUUGCCAUCAUUCAAGGUACCUCAGGGUGCCACGGCACACUGGUUGAAAACCACUGGUCUACCGCAUUGGUCCACAGCAAUUUCCUUGGGUUCAGGGAAUUUUUCGCAGCAGGAGACGGCCUCCAACCACAUGGCGAAGCACAGCAUUGCCUCCAUCUGAAACCACUUCAAAAUCUAGGGCAUUGUAGAUAGACAAAGAUUCUAUUUGUAACUGCCUCGCGUUGCUUCAUGUUUCGGUCAACCUGUGUGCAUCCCAGUUUUCCACACUCUGCAAAACACUAGAUCAGUGGUGGGGAGUUUCUGUCAUGUGGGGCUAAUUAGGUCUUCCAUGCCUUCUCAUUUGGUCUGUGAGGCCAUUGCAGCCCAGGCACACCCACCCACCCUACUGAGCUGAAGGGGGGGCGGUUGUAGGCACUGAAGAGCCCUGUGCAAAGUGCUGAUUCACCCACCUGUCAGACACCUGAUGCCACUGUUGCCAGGUGACCUGUAUUUUUGCCUGUCCUUGAAAUCAAGGCACAGCUUGCAAAGCACCAUCAGCUGAUUAUUGGGCCUUGUGAGGCCUUGUUUGGGUGUUUCAAUGAUAGCCUACAUAAUAAUAAUAACAAUAAUAGUAUGAUAUUUUAUUAUAAUGUAAUGAUCUCAGUAAUAGCCAAAAUAUGUACAAAAUGCUUUUGUUUUGUUUUGGGCAACCCUAAAAUAAGCACACCCUGAAAUAAGCUUUCAGCCUCCACCACAAAUGAUGAAUAUCAAUACCUCCCGACUUCCACUAGAUGGUGCUGUCAUCUCAUUAACAGUCAAAAUAUGUAGCCAGUCAAACACAAUCCCAUCCAGGCAAGCAAGAGGCUUUAUCAGAGCUCAAGGACACAUUACAGUCAUGCAAACAAACAAGUUGAUGAGGGUGUGGGAGAGGAACAGUGAUGUGGCAUGGCUGGGGAUGGGUGUGGCCUGGUGAGCGGCCCUAGGGCCAGAUAGAAAGGACUGAACAUUUGUCCCCUGGACCUAAGAUUCUUCACCCAUGAGGUAGUGGCGCAGCAAUAAAACUGCUAGCACAUUUGCAAAGCUAAGCAGGGUCCGGUCUGGUUUAAAAUUGGAUGGGGCACCCUGUGUUGAGAUUCCUGCAUUGCAGGGGGUUGGACUAGAUGGCCCUCGGGGUCCCUUCCAACUUUACAGUUCUAUGAUUCCAGUUAAUCUCAACCAUCGAUAAUAAUUGCCAGCUCCUUUCUAGUGCUUGAGGCCCCAGCUUCAGUCCAUCAACUAGAUAUGCCAAGGUGGGAGCUGCAUGCAGGGUUUGUGCUUCCCUUGAGCUCCCUUAGCAGCAUAAUGUUGGGCCACCUCUGCACUUCUGGUUUGGGAUUAGCAAGCUAUUGCCCGGGUUUUUGGCACAGCGCUGCCCAUGCACUUGGCACACUGGUGCCUACAGAGUGAUGGAAACAAACGAAACCUUAAAGGCAGGCCUCUGCCCCAAGGGGCUUACACUCUUAAAUGGGAGAGGCGAAGGGAAGAAUAUAAGCAAGCCCAGCUACAUGCCCCUGGCAUCUCCAGGCAGAGCUGGCACACCUGCUGUCUGAAACCCUUUGUUGGGCUGACUCACUGAAAGGACUGUGUGCAAGCAGUUGGUGGCUUGGGUAACAGGGUGUCGGCCCUGAACUGACCAGGUUUUCUCCUUCCUUCCCCCACUAGGAAAGUGCUGUCCCACGAAGCAGAGACGGCUGGGACCAUCAUGGCAUUCUUCCUCUCGUUGGGCCUGGCCUUGGGGGCUGUCCUUUCCUUCCCAAUCCGACAAGCCAUCUAA
Molecule: messenger RNA, 18566 nt
Organism: Podarcis lilfordi (Lilford's wall lizard)
Lineage: Eukaryota; Metazoa; Chordata; Lepidosauria; Squamata; Lacertidae
Source: the annotation of a GenBank genome assembly